CGUGAUAGUGACUGUUCGAUGACCGCGGGUACAUUUCACAACUACCCUUUAUCGAGUGGUGCACAUGUAUUUAAACUCCGGUGACAGACGGAUUCGGCAGUGAGGAUUAAUCUCUUCUAAAGAAAUUAUUUAGAAAAUUAAUUGGGUGUAUGUACUACACUUUACGAGGCAAUAUGAAUAGUUUGAAAUUUCUUGGAGUAUUUCUGUUAGUAACAGUCAUGUCUUGGCAUGCCAAGGGGGCGUCAAUUACUACAGAUGCAGCUACAACAGAGAAGGCUAAUACUACAGCGAGUAUGACCACCGCUGGACAGUCUACAGCAACAGCGGUAAUGACAACUGCAACAAAAGAUAUGACAACAGCAACCAAUGCUAUGACAACUGCAACAAAAGAUAUGACGACGGCAACCAAGGAUAUGACUACAGCAACCAACGUCAUGACAACCGAAAGUAUGACGACUGCGAACGGAAGUAUGACUACACCAAGUGAAAAUGGCACCACGUCAAGUAGCAACGGCACAUCUGAAAUGACAGUGACAAUGAUGCCAGAAAUGAAUGGGACAACAGUAACAAUGAGCCCCGAGAACGGUACGACAAUGUCCAGCCACAUAACAUCACCAGGGCCAUCACCAGGACAUCACACUUCAAUGACACCAACACCAACACCGGCACCAAUACCUACAAAGGCUCCCUCCAAGGGUGGCUUUAGCGGUCCGUCUUUCGGCGGAGGAAUAGCACUUGGGGCUGGCCUCAUUCUCCUCAGCGGCCUUGCUUAUUUUCUAUACGCCAGAAGAGCUGCGGGGAGAAGACCGUAUUCUGCAGUACAAUGACAAUCAUAGCGCGUCUACAAACAUAAUAGAGUCAUCAACUGCGAGUAUUUUCACUCCGUAUAUAUAAAGUUUUAAAACAUGUGGUGAGAAAAGUGUGGACGGAUCUAAUAACAGUCCAUCUAAAAGGACUGGACUUGAAGAAUAUAUCAUCGGGUUGUUCUUCUGUCUUGUGAAGUCUUGAACCAGAUCAUAAGUCCACAAUGGAAUAGUGAAAAUCCUAUAAUUAUCAUCCCGAAAUCUAAAUGACUUUCAUUGUUGCUAGAGUAACGUUCACAGAAUGGGAAUACUGCAAAAGUUACUGUACUACUUUUAUUUAAUCAUUAAUCAACUAUGCCGCGAUCCUUUUUGUAUACAACGAUUGAUACUUGUAUGUUAUAUGUAUUUUGUAUGUGCUCAGAUUGACUCAUAAUAUUCCUAUUUAUUUUCCGUUUUUUGUCAAACAUGUUCAUUAUUUUACAUUUUGUACCAAUUAGAUAUAUAAAAACAAUCAAUUUGAUGAAUAUCUUUUAUAAUCUUUCAGUGAUGUUAUAAACACAUCUCAUCUGAUACAACAUGGUAAAGCCUGUCAUUUUUCUAUUUAUAUGGAAAUGUUUGCUGUGCAUUUCUUGUUUAAACAGCCAAUUCAAAAAUAUAUCUGAUUAUGUUACUACUUUCCACAUUUUUUAUCCCUAAACAUGUUUUAAAAUGUAACAAUAAUAAAUAUUAUCGACCUUUCGAUGAAUAUUCUAUAAUUAUCAGUUUGACAUUUAACAUCUUAACUAUGUCUCUCAUUCACUGUAGACAUAUUUUAGUAGUAAUGCUAUAUUGGCGAUUUUCGCGCUGGAUGCAUUCCACUAAAUUAUGAUUGUGCUAAUUAUAAUUUAUCAUCAUUGUUUUUCUAUGACAACAACGGUGAGAGUAUCAUGGCACUAAAAUGUUUAUCGGUCAUGGGUUAAAAUUUGAGAACGCCUUAAUAAACAUGUUUAUAAUAUGCAAUUUUACGAAAGAAAGAUGUUUUAUGUUUAAAGAGACAGAAACUGCGAGAACCAGAGCGUGAAAGGGAGAGAUUGAAUGUACGUGUGGGGAUUUAAAUGUAUGUAUAAAAAACCAAAGCGAGUCAUUGCAACAAAGAAAUAUUGUGAAAUACAAUAAAUAUAUGUAAAUAUAUUUAUAAGUAUACAGGUUUUAUUUUGUUUUUGCUGGUUCAUCACUAAAGUCGUUUGGAAGUCUUACGUAGCGCUGAGCCAUAUCAAUAAACAUUUACUCUGAA
Molecule: messenger RNA, 2076 nt
Organism: Pecten maximus
Lineage: Eukaryota; Metazoa; Mollusca; Bivalvia; Pectinida; Pectinidae
Product: mucin-1-like
Exons: 3
Coding region: 150-827 (225 amino acids)
Source: RefSeq, a predicted model, not a curated record